This is a messenger RNA of Coregonus clupeaformis (lake whitefish), 768 nucleotides long. Its product is annotated as dixin-like. NCBI's taxonomy places the organism in Eukaryota, Metazoa, Chordata, Actinopteri, Salmoniformes, Salmonidae. The record is from RefSeq and is a predicted model, not a curated record. Gene Ontology annotation, cellular component: cytosol. The transcript has 6 exons. Gene Ontology annotation, molecular function: protein binding. Gene Ontology annotation, biological process: canonical Wnt signaling pathway. The coding region runs from base 223 to 768 and encodes 181 amino acids.
UAGAUGCUAAUGCCGCAAAUGUUGUUCUCACGUUUUCCAAUGGGAGAUGGAAGCGUAUGAUGUCAGCUAGCUAACGGGGCUACGGCUAACUUUACCCAGUGUCGCCUCCUUAUCUGGUACACUUGCUUUGUAUGUUCUCUAACAGUAGUUUAACAUAACGGCCCGCCUGUCGCCCGGUUCGAGUGUGUGGGCGACGGUGAGUGUCGGGGGGCAGAAGGAAGGAUGAACGCGUCGCUCUCUAAAGGCAGUCUGCUGGACGGUGUUUUCCAGGAGGGCUUCAACGAGCAGCAGCUAUCAGCCUAUGUGUUGUGGGUGAACAGCCAGUUGAAGAAGCGACCAGGCCAGAAGCCCAUCACAGACCUCAGAGUAGACCUGCAGGAUGGAGUGGUGCUGUCACACCUAGUGGAGAUAGUGGCGGGGGAGGUGCUGGAGGGGGUAUAUGAGGCUCCUCGGGACCGGGAGGAGAGCAGGGAGAACGUGGAGCGAAUCCCGUCUUCUCAGCUAAAUAUAGUAGAAGGUGAUCUGAAGUCAGUGAUGAGGUUGAUUCUGGCUCUGGCCGCCCACUUCAAACCAUCAACCAAUCAGAGAGCAGUGUCCAGGGGUGGGCGGAGCAUGGCGGGGGCCGCAGCCAACCACAGGCCACUCUCCACAGUUGCCAUGGCGCAGAGCGCGGCAGCAGCAUUGGCAGCCGCACGACACGAUGCAGAGAGGCGCACACUUUCACAGGGGUAUGAUGUGUAUAAUGUCCCUCCAGGGGUUGGGGUAUGA